Molecule: messenger RNA, 1159 nt
Organism: Suricata suricatta (meerkat)
Lineage: Eukaryota; Metazoa; Chordata; Mammalia; Carnivora; Herpestidae
Gene: XCR1
Product: X-C motif chemokine receptor 1
Exons: 2
Coding region: 98-1093 (331 amino acids)
Biological process (GO): G protein-coupled receptor signaling pathway; chemotaxis; immune response
Cellular component (GO): membrane
Molecular function (GO): chemokine receptor activity
Source: RefSeq, a predicted model, not a curated record
UUUCAGUUUCUUGGAACACAGCCUGCAACAGGAAAGCAUCAUUUCUGCCUCAAGACUCACGUAAGGAGGUGUAGAUAUAGAUGCUCUCUGUGUGGAGAUGGAGCCUGCAAGCACCCCAGAGUCCACGACUCUUUUUGAGUAUGAUGAGCAGAGCUUUCUGUGUGAGACGGAGAACUUCGCCUUUGCCGCCUUCAGCACCACCGUCCUGUACUUGCUGGUGUUCUUCCUCAGCCUGGUGGGCAACAGCCUGGUGUUGUGGGUCCUGGUGAAGUACGAGAGUCUGGAAUCGCUCACCAACGUCUUCAUCCUCAACCUGUGCCUCUCAGACCUGGCAUUUUCCAGCUUGUUGCCGGUGUGGGUCAUGGGGUACCACUGGGGCUGGGUGCUGGGGGACUUCCUCUGCAAGCUCUUCAACAUGAUCUUCUCCAUCAGCCUCUACAGCAGCAUCUUCUUCUUGACCAUCAUGACGGUCCACCGUUACAUGUCGGUGGUGAGUCCCCUCUCGUCCCUGCGCGUCCACACCCUCCGGUGCCGCGUGCUGGUGACCACGGCUGUGUGGACAACCAGCAUCCUGUCUUCCGUCACCGAUACCGCCUUCCACAAGGUCUCUCCUGACGGCUGUAACUAUUCGGAACUCAGGUGGUUCCUAGCCUCCGUCUACCAGCACAACGUCAUCUUCCUGCUCUCCAUCGGGGUCAUCCUGUUCUGCUAUGUGGAGAUUCUCAAGACCCUGUUCCGCUCAAGGUCCAAACGGCACCACCGGACAGUCCGGCUCAUCUUCACCAUCGUGGCAGCCUACUUCCUCAGCUGGGCUCCCUACAACCUGAUCCUGUUUCUACAGACACUGCUGAAACUCAGGGUCAUCCAGAGCUGCGAGUUCAGCCAGCAGCUGGAUUACGCCUUGCUCAUCUGCCGCGAUGUCGCCUUCUCCCACUGCUGCUUCAACCCGGUGCUCUACGUGUUUGUUGGGAUCAAGUUCCGCAGGCAUCUCAAAAGUCUGUUCCGGCACUUCUGGCUCUGCCGGCAGCAGGCAUCCAGUGUUCCUCCUCACCCCCUGGGCACCUACAACAACGAGGGCGCCUCCUUCUAUUGAAAGGGAAUUUGGGGGGCACCUGGGUGGCUCAGUCAGUUGAGCAUCAGGCUUCGGCUCAGGUCAUGA